Messenger RNA from Capra hircus (goat), 1931 nucleotides. It is a transcript of the gene ADAD1, whose product is annotated as adenosine deaminase domain containing 1. Gene Ontology annotation, molecular function: double-stranded RNA binding; tRNA-specific adenosine deaminase activity; double-stranded RNA adenosine deaminase activity. Gene Ontology annotation, biological process: adenosine to inosine editing; RNA processing. Gene Ontology annotation, cellular component: nucleolus; cytoplasm. Lineage: Eukaryota; Metazoa; Chordata; Mammalia; Artiodactyla; Bovidae. The record is from RefSeq and is a predicted model, not a curated record. The transcript is spliced from 12 exons. The coding region runs from base 149 to 1882 and encodes 577 amino acids.
GAGAGGUUGAGGCCGGGAGAAAGAAGCAACGGCGUCGUCGGCGGCCGGCCGGCGAGCCCCCGGCCUGCGACCUGGCCUGCGGCUCGGUCAGAGCUGCCCGCCAGCGAAGUCCGGCCCGCCGGGCAAGAAGGACAAUACCGGUGAGAAAAUGUCUGGCAACAAUGACUGGUUUCAGAGUUCUCGGGUCCCUAGCUUUGCCCAGAUGCUGAAAAAGAACUUGCCAGUUCAGCCAUCAGCCCAGACGGUAACAACACCCACAGGAUAUUCCUCGGAAAGUUACAGCCUGUCAAACAUGGCAUCCAAGGUUACGCAAGUGACGGGUAAUUUUCCAGAACCAUUGCUUUCAAAAGGUCUUUCAUCUAUUUCAAAUCCUGUCCUUCCUCCAAAAAAAAUACCUAAAGAAUUUAUAAUGAAAUACAAACGUGGAGAGAUAAAUCCUGUAUCAGCCUUGCACCAGUUUGCACAAAUGCAGCGGGUUCAGCUUGACCUGAAGGAAACAGUGACAACAGGUAAUGUUUUGGGACCAUAUUUUGCUUUCUGUGCUGUGGUGGAUGGUAUUCAAUACAAGACUGGACUGGGACAAAACAAAAAGGAGUCUAGAUCCAAUGCAGCAAAAUUAGCUCUUGAUGAGCUUCUACAGCUGAAUGAACCUGAACCAAGAAUUUCAGAAACAUCAGGUCCUCCUCCUAUCCCUGCAGAACCUAUUGUUUCACCUGAACCAGUAUAUGUUUCAAAAGUACAUUAUGAAGGGAGACAUAUUCAGUUUGCAAAGAUUUCACAGAUUGUUAAAGAAACAUUUAGUCAACUAAUUUCUAAUCAAUCAGACUAUCUGAAAUGUAGCAACUCAUUAGCUGCUUUUAUAAUUGAAAGAGCUGGACAACACGAAGUUGUAGCUAUAGGCACAGGUGAAUACAAUUACAGUCAGUGCAUUAAGCCAAAUGGAAGAGUGUUGCAUGAUACUCACGCUGUUGUUACAGCAAGGAGAUCUCUCCUUAGGUACUUUUAUAGACAACUUCUACUCUACUAUAGCAAAAAUCCUGCUAUGAUGGAAAAAUCAAUAUUUUGUACAGAACCAGCUUCUGAUCUACUCACCCUCAAGCAAAAUAUCAACAUUUACCUCUAUAUGAACCAGUUGCCUAAAGGAUCAGCCCAGAUUAAGUCACAAUUGCGUCUUAAUCCACAUUCUAUAUCUGCAUUUGAAGCCAAUGAAGAACUAAGUCUCCAUGUAGCUGUUGAAGGCAAAAUUUAUCUGACUGUCUACUGUCCUGCAGAUGUUGUUAAUAGAAUAAGCAGUAUGUCCUCAAGUGACAAGUUGACAAGAUGGGAAGUGCUUGGUGUACAGGGAGCAUUGCUCAGUCACUUUAUACAGCCAGUUUAUAUCAAUAGUAUUCUUGUUGGUGAUGGAAAUUGCAGUGAUACCAGAGGCUUAGAAAUUGCUAUAAAGCAACGUGUUGAUGAUGCACUCACUUCCAAACUUCCAAUGUUUUACUUGGUCAACAGACCUCAUAUUAGUUUAGUACCUUCUGCAUAUCCAUUUCAGACAAACUUGGAAUAUAAAUUCCUGAGUCUGAAUUGGGCACAAGGGGACAUUUCUUUGGAGAUUGUGGAUGGCCUAAGUGGAAAGAUUACAGAAAGUUCCCCAUUUAAAAGUGGUGUGUCAAUGGCAAGUCGGCUUUGUAAGGCUGCAAUGUUAAGUCGAUUUAACCUGCUUGCCAAAGAAGCUAAAAAAGAAGACAUACUUGAAGCUAGUACAUAUCAUGCAGCUAAGCGUAUGUCUGGAUCCUAUCAAGAAGCUAAAACUUUGUUGAAAUCCUACUUACAGCAACAUGGCUAUGGCUCCUGGAUUGUGAAAUCUCCCUGUAUAGAGCAAUUUAGUAUGUGAAUUAAGCAAUCCAUUGUCAUAUUAAAAUUCUUUUUUGUGUGUGCUUUGA